AGAGCGCGGUGCGUCCCGGCGCGCCGAGUUGGUUCGGCGACGCGCAGCCUUCCGGCGGCCUGAGGGGGCGGCACGCUCUGGAGGAGGCGGCGCGCACGGAGAUGCCCCGCGGAGGCCAGUCUCGUGGCUGGAAGAGAAAAAGAAAUUGGGGCGUAGAAUACCCAUCCUUUCCAGGAGAGAGUCCACUGCAGUGCAGACGAGCAGGGCUCAGGACUGUGGGGGCAGAAGCUUCCCUCUCUGAAGCAUGGCUCAGGUGUGGAGAAGGAUUUCAGGAGACUCCUGAGACGCUGUCAUUAACAGCUGAAAAGAAGACUACUACAGAAAAACACCAUGAAUUAUCCUCUGGACCCAAGACAGAACCUACCACAUCUAAGAGUACCAGUGGGCUUACAGCUAUAACAUGGAGUUCCAGUGGAAGUGAUCUGUCAGAUGAAGAGAAAACAAUUUUUAAAUCACAGAGGGAGAAUGGACAUGGUUCUAGAAUAGGCAGGUUUUAUAGCAGAAAUAUUUUCUCUCCAGAAGAUGGGGCCAGUGAAGAUGAUCUCCAGGUUAUUGACUGGGAGAUUGACAGUGACAGGGAAGAUACAUGUGAUGAAUUUGAAGACCGUGAGAGUGUGGUGGAAAUAUCUGACCGUGCUUCUUGUACAAGCAGUCGUUCUUUGACACCUCCAGAGACGCUACCUGAACUUCCUAAGACAAAUCCUACAGAAAUUUUAGAGUAUUCAUCAGAUAGUGAAAAAGAUGAUGAGUCGGAGAAUGUCUUGUUCAUUGAUUCAGAAUCCUCUCACAAAUACCACGUGGAUUUUGGAUCAGAUGGAAGACAGGUUAUGGAGAGACUGAUAAACCCGAGGGUAAAAUCUACAGAGACCAUUUUGCAUACACCCCAGAAAGAGACAAAGCUUCCCAAGACUCCAGAAAAUUCAGCAAAGAAGAAGAAGCUUUUAAGAGGCGGGCUAGCAGAAAGACUAAAUGGACUGCAGAAUCGAGAGAGAUCUGCCAUUUCUUUGUGGAGACAUCAGUAUCUUUCUUACCAAAGGACACUUUCAGGUAUAAAAUCUGGUAUAUUAACUGUGAAAAUUCUAGAGCUUCAUGAGGAAUGCACCAUCCAAGUUGCAAUGUGUGAGCAGUUAUCGGGGCUGCAGGCUGACAGCUCUUCUCAGGGUGGGGCCCCUGGGACUGGCCUGAAGGUUCUCUUCGCCAAGGAGACUGCACGCUGCCUCAGGGGACUUCCACAAGACAUCAUCCGUAUCUACCCUCCCUGGGGGAAGAGAGAGCUCCCAGCCCCUACCAGGGCUGCUGUCUGUGGGAAUUCAGAUGUUCUGCACAGGAUUUCUAGUAUCAUUUUCGUGUAUAAAGAAAGAGCUAUAAGGGAGAAGGCACAAGGCAGGACGAUGGUACUGCUGGUUGGUCCAACCCGACUCUGCCCACUGAGCUGUCCUGGAGGGGCCCCAGGUCAGCAGGCUACGAUCUGGAUUCGUGGGCAAAAGCUUAUUAUCCCAAAUGGAAGUUGCCCUGUUAUUCUGAAUACUUAUUUUUGUCAGAAAGUUGUUGCCAAAGAAGAUUCAAAAACAGCACAUGAAGUGCACAGUUGGGACACACCCCUUCCAAGAAGAAACAUCAUUUUGGCCCAGAUGUUUAGAUUUAAGAGCCUAACAAAUAACUCACCUGAAAACCAGGUUAUGUGUGGUGGUCACACCACCGUGGGCACAGACUGGACCCUCAGGCACGAACAAGCAGAGCUGGGCUUCCCCGCCCGAGCGCCCCUGAGGGAUUCUCUGCUGGAUGCAGUCGAAAGCCAAGGAGUUGCCACCUGGUCGGGAGCCGGGGUCCGAGUGGUGGUGCAGAGAGUUUACUCUCUUCGCUGCAGGUGUCAGCAGGCAGAUGGCACAGACCCACCUGGAGUUCGAGUCUGCCUUCUCGUGCAAGAUGCCCUUGGACUCUUCAGUGAGGUGCACUCGGAGGGCGCCGUCCUGAAGGACAGGGAGUUGGAGGGCAAGUCCUGCAGGCUGGCGGGAAUGAAGGUUCUGCAAAAGGUCACCAGAGGAAGGAUGAUGGAGCUUUUCAGUUUGAUUGACACCAUGUGGCCUCCAGUGGCGCCUCUGAAAGCACCAGGCCACGGGCCAGCCUUCGAGGAAAAAACUCAUCUGCCUCCUCCUAGCUUCUGUUACAUCCUCACUGCUCAUCCAAACCUGGGACAAAUUGAUGCAAUUGAAGAAGACUCUAUUUCGAAGCUUUACCAGCCUCCAAUUCCCCGCUUCUUAAGAGAAAUUCUCCAGACUGAUGGCCCCUGUACCCGUUGCAGUUUCUAUGCCAGAGUGAUUUACCAAAGACCACAGGUGAACAGUUUGCUUCUGGAGCCAAGGGAGGUGUGGCUGGUGGUGACCGACGCUACUCUGCAAGCACAGGGUGAGGGCUCGGGCCUCCCCAGAACCGUGCCUGUGCGCGUGGCCCCCUCAUGCGUGCUGGACCAGGAAGUCCGGGACGCGCUCUCCGAGGCCACGUCCAAGAGCGUCUUCUUCAGGGACGCUCUCCGAGACCAAGGCCCCAUCCCGAAGUCCACUGCAGACAAGACCCCUGUGAUGGCCACACGGACCGAACCAGAACCCCCUGCGUGCAGUGCCGGCGCAGCAGCAGGAGGUCAGGUUGUUUGUGUUGGACGAACUGUCCUCCUGCUUCCAAAGCCCCAGCUGGGUGUGGCCUCUGGUGCCUGGGAGCUGACGAGCCCUGUGAGGCUGGAUGAGCUGGAUUCUGUCACUCGGGUCAACUCCAUUUGCAGCGUCCAAGGCGCUGUGGUCGCGGUGGACGAGAGCACCGCCUGCUCGUGGCCUGCGUGUGACCUGUGUGGCGGUGAGAGACUGGAACGGAGGCCGGAAGACAGGGGCGCCUUCUCCUGUGGGGACUGCUCCCGCGUGGUCACCUCUCCCCUCCUCAGAAGGCACCUGCAGGUCUUCCUGGACUGCCCCUUGCGACCCCAGUGCACAGUGAGGGUCAAGCUGCUGCAGCACAGUAUCUCUUCGCUCCUGAGGUUUGCCGCCUGCGAGGACGGGGUUAUUUUCUGAUCGGUGUUGCAGUAGACACACGAAUCUGUCCCCCAGCUUUGAUUAUGAGCAACUCGGUGACCCCCGCAGCGCAAACCUUCGUCCGGGGGAGCUGCUGCGCGGUGGGGAUUGAUGUUUGGACCAGGCUGUAGGAGGGCCUAUAGACAGGUGCGCCUGAGCGUGUGACAGUAAGUAAGCGCUUGUGACGGGCCGGGCACCGUGCCCCCCGCUGCCCUCGUGCCGCCUCCCCGUGGGCACAGCCCACGCUGCCGGGGGGGCGUCGGGGCAGGCCCGCGGCACGCCCCCUGCCGGAGGCAGCGACGCCCGCAGCGCGGGGCCGUUGCCCUGCUCCCACCUGCAGGGCAGCCGGCCCGGGUCGGGCCCGCAGGGGCCUCGUGUGUGUUGCGCUCUCGUGGAGUCCUGCGUGUCACGGGUGGCCAGGCCGCGGUUCCUGGGACUGUGGGUACUUAGGUGAGGCCGAUGGAGUGGGAAGUUCCAAGGUGGGGCUGCAAACAGGCACUAAAGCCGGCAGAUCCGGGUCAUCGGAGAACACGUUCCUCUGGAGGGUGCUGGGGGAGCCCUGUUUAAGGAGAACACAGCAAAACGAACCCAGCAAAGCGCAUGGCUGAACGCCUGGGGACGGCGCCCAGAGCACCUGCCGGCCCUGCGGUUACUCAGGCGCCUGCCUCCCCUGGGCCCCCGGCUCCCAGGAGGGUGGCCCUCAGCCACCUGCUCCGUCCAGGGACCUGGCAGGAACCCGCAUUCACGUAUCGCUGCUGAUGGAGGCAGGCUGUACCUCCCCCACAGGAAACUUCUCGACUCCUCUCCCACUGCUCCUAGAGACGCAAGAGGCGGGCGCGCGGCCCGGCCGGCAAGCGCCUCGGUGACCCUGCAUGGCUGCUCUGCUGUCGGAGGCGAGGCCGGUCGGACUGGGGGGCGCCGAGUCCCCCACCCCCCGCUACCGCCCCCCGGCCUACGCCCGGUGGGUUCUCAGGCUUUACGCUGACCUGGAGGGAAGCAGACACCUCCCUUCCCACCUGCAGGAGAGACUCCCGGGGGCACUGGCCACAGGGCUCCUCUGGAUUCUGUCGGUUUUCAGGGUGAGAAGGUACGUUCGCCAAAAUCCAGAGAAUCAGAUGAGGACUUUCCACGAGAACCGCGGCUCCAUUCCCGGAACAAAACGUGCCGCUUCCGGUCCGGCACACACACGUGCCUUUAAAAUAGAGGCACAUUUUACACACACACGCAUGUUCGUAUGACCGGCACAUAUGAGUUUGCUGCUGUGAUUGUUUUAACUUCUCUGUCUUAACUUCCGCCAAAUAUAAUGUAUCUAUAGUGUAAUGUCCAUUUAUAAACGAUACAGUUAUUAUCGAAAACUGUAGCUGCCAACCCUGACACUUUAAAAAGAGGGCUUCCGCGGACUCUCUUCCAACGCCGAGGCCCGUGCUCGUACCCGGCCGCCUGGGCCCACGCCCACGCGCAGGUGCAGCCCUCAGAGCCGACACAGCGCAUCCAGUAUCACGGCGUCCUCCCGGCCCUGGGUGGGGACUGCCCUCCCCGGCGUCACUGCCGCCUUCCUGCCGUCGUGGGCUGCAUAGAAGCCCUGGGAGUGACCUUGACGUCCUGGCCGCGGGAGGCCUCCCCACUGUCCAGUCGCAUCCUCUCCCUCCCUCUCCGCCUGCCUGGACCGGCGACUCUCAGCCCCGCUUCACCCGGCGUGCCACCAGGAAAGCCACAGCCCCCUGCGAGCCACGGUGGGGAGGCCGUGCCUGUCUCGUAGGCGGGAAGACGGGCACCGCGGUGAGCUGCCUUUAGGGCAGCGUCCACAUCCCAGACCGAUCUGGACGUUUACUGCUUUAGAAUGAGCCGUCUCAAGGCUCGGCGCUUCCACACGGACUCUGCACACAGACCUGCAGUCUGGACGAGGCUCCACGGGGCAGCAGCUGGUGCCCCAAAGCUGGGCUGGUGUCCCAGGAGGCCCUUCAGUCCCCGGCUGGCCGCUGUGCUCCUGUCGGCUGGGACCUUCCCAGGCUCUGGCCAGACACCCACACGGCCUGGACGCCCUCGCAGUAUGUGUCUGGGUCCCGAGCCGGGCAGAAGGUGGGCCCCGGUCCUGACCGAGCCUGGGACACACUCAGUGCCCCUCCCCUCCCACUCUGUUCACGAGAAGCCAGUUGGCCACCAGCCUGGACCCAGGGGGAGGGCAGCGAGGCGCCUGUCAAGGAGCUACAGACGUGCCUGCUUUGGCCAUGUUGUCUGACACCCGCCCACCCCCUCCGAGUCCCCUCUGCCAAGACACGAAUGGUGGAGGGGCGAGUUAGCAGCGAGCUCAGUCGCCACAGACGCCCAUCAAGUGUCUGGCACAGAGGAGGGCUGAGAGGUACCCCUGACGUUACUCUGCAAGUGGCAGCAAAGGAGUUUCCGAAAGAACACGUGACUUUCUAGGGCUUCAGUCUCUGAUAAGACCAAUAACCCUCUUUAUUUUCAGCCCCACCCCCAAAAUAAAGUGUUCCGAGGUGUGAUCCACGGAGACCAGGAGGGCACAGCACACCUUCCCAGCCCGCUCACCUGGGGCCCCUGCCACCCAUGGCUCUACAUUCCCGUGUAGAAAUGAGACUUGCCCACAAUCAACCAGUUCCCUAAGAUAGUCAUCCAACAAUGUGAAGGCAAGGUUCUCUGUGGCAUAGGAAGAGGUGUUUAGCUCAGUGUACCUCUGGGAGAAAUGGGAUCCUGUUAAGGAGGGAAGUUUGGGGCAAAGGAAGUCCUUUGACCAGAAGUGCUGCUCGAGUGGGGAAGUGGGAUGCAGCAGCAGUGAUGUGUGCCUCCUGCUGGGACGCAGGGCACGGCCCUUCCCAUGUGCUUUUCCCCCCAGUUUCUCUCCUAGGACGGCCAGCUGGGAGAUGCACAUUCUUGCACCCACUAACAAACAUCGAUCACGUAUUUUUAAUGUUCUUGUGUAAAAACUAACUCGGCUACCAGAAAAAAGCAGUUCCUUCCUUCGCUUUUAUUGCAGCCUCUUCUCUCCUCUGGAGAGGGGUCAUGGGCCAGGGAAGGGCCUUCUCUGUCUUUGGUGUCCCGAGCCGAUUGGAACAGCACGCCCAGGGCUGUUUGCUUUAACCAGCCUGCCUCUUAUCCCUGCAGAGUUACGAGGUGAGGAGUGUCCUCGGAAAGGAGGUGGGGCCGAUAACCUGUUUCGUCCGGUCCAUCACCACCCGCCC
Molecule: messenger RNA, 6256 nt
Organism: Balaenoptera ricei (Rice's whale)
Lineage: Eukaryota; Metazoa; Chordata; Mammalia; Artiodactyla; Balaenopteridae
Gene: SPIDR
Product: scaffold protein involved in DNA repair
Exons: 24
Coding region: 102-3059 (985 amino acids)
Biological process (GO): double-strand break repair via homologous recombination; regulation of establishment of protein localization to chromosome
Cellular component (GO): nuclear chromosome; nucleoplasm
Source: RefSeq, a predicted model, not a curated record